AUGAUGAUGUGCGAAGUGAUGCCCACCAUCUCGGAGGAUGGGCGCAGCGGGACGGGUGGCGGGCCCACCUCUCCGGGCGUGGGGACGGGCGGGGGUCCUGGGGGUGCCAUGGGAGGAGGCGGGGGCUUCAGCGGCCGGGAGCCCAGAGGUGGCGGCGGCGGGGGAGACGAAGGGGGCAGCACGGGUAACCUGGAGUCCCUGAUGGUGAACAUGCUAACGGAGAGGGAGCGGCUGCUGGAGAACCUGAGGGAGACGCAGGACUGUCUGGGCACCGCACAACUCAGGCUGAGAGAGCUGGGCCACGAGAAGGAGUCUCUGCAGAGGCAGCUGUCCAUCGCACUGCCACAGGAGUUCGCCGUUUUGACCAAGGAGCUGAACGUUUGCCGAGAGCAGCUGCUGGAGCGAGAGGAGGAGAUCUCUGAGCUGAAGGCCGAGAGGAACAACACACGGUUGUUGCUGGAGCACCUGGAGUGUCUUGUGUCCCGUCAUGAGCGCAGUCUGAGGAUGACUGUGGUGAAGAGGCAGGCGCAGUCUCCAGCAGGGGUCAGCAGCGAGGUGGAAGUCCUGAAGGCCCUCAAGUCUCUGUUCGAGCACCACAAGGCCCUGGACGAAAAGGUGCGAGAGCGGCUGCGUGUGGCCCUGGAGAGAGUGUCCAUGUUAGAAGAGCAACUCGCAGCAUCUUCUCAAGAGGUAAACUCUUUAAGAGACCAAAUUAAAAGGCGUCAACAAGGGGUGGACGUCGGGAAAGAUCGCCUUCCCAACGGCCCCUCCUCCAACCUGGAGGACGGAGAGCUGGAGCGACAGAGAGAGGGGGAGAUAGAGAGGCAGAGAGCGGAUCUGUCCCAACUCCGCGAGAGGCUGGCCCUAAUGUGCCGACAGGUCGGAGAAAUAGAGGAGCAGCGUGCAGCCGCCAGGAGAGAAGUGACAAAGACAGAGGAGGCCAAUCAGAAACUGCAACGAGAAGUCAAGGAGGCGCUGUGCCAAAGAGAAGACAUGGAGGAGAGGAUCACAACACUGGAACGCAGGUACCUGAGCGCCCAGAGGGAGGCCACUUCUCUCCACGACAUCAAAGACAAACUGGAGAACGAGCUGGCCAGUAAAGAGUCUCUGCACAGACAGAGCGAAGAGAAGAACCGACAGCUGCAGGAGCGUCUGGACGAGGCCAAACAGAAGCUGCAGCAGACUCUGCAGAGAGCGGAGACGCUGCCCGAGAUCGAGGCGCAGCUCGCCCAGAGAGUGGCGGCUCUCAACAAGGCAGAGGAGCGCCAUGGCAACUUCGAGGAGCGACUCCGACAAAUGGAGGCCCAGCUGGAGGAGAAGAACCAGGAGCUGCAGAGGGCUCGACAGCGGGAGAAGAUGAAUGAUGAGCACAACAAGCGUCUGUCGGACACUGUGGACAAGCUCCUGUCUGAGUCCAACGAGCGACUGCAGCUGCAUCUGAAGGAGAGGAUGGCUGCUCUGGAGGAGAAGAAUGCACUUUCAGAAGAACUGGCAAACAUGAAGAAGAUUCAGGAUGAUCUAAUUGCAAAUAAGGAACAGAUCCUCGCUGAAUCAGAGCGAAUCCAACUGGAGCUGGACCAGCUGAGGGGCCGGCCAGGGUCCACCUACUCCAGGGCUGGCAGUGUGAGCUCUCUUCCAUCCACACUUUUCCGAAGGUCUCUUCCCGGCAGCUCCUCGGAGCUCCGGUUCCCUCAGGGAGGGGGAUCCCUGCCCGCAGGUUAUGGAAAUGGAGGAGUUGUGGUCAGGAGGACUGGCCGGGGCCGAUGGGGCAGCAGAGAUGACAAUAUUCCAUAUUUCGACUGGGACGAGAGAGGAAUGCCGGCUCCUGGAUUUGAAGGUGUGGAGGGCGGCUCUGACGAUGAAGACGACAGAGAAACUCUGUUUGGCUCAGAGCUGCUGUCUCCCAGUGGACAGACAGAUGUCCACACUCUGGCCAUGAUGCUUCAGGAGCAGCUGGAGGCCAUCAACAAGGAGAUCAAACUGAUCCAAGAGGAGAAGGAGAGCACAGAGAUGAGAGCGGAGGAGAUCGAGAGCCGUGUGAGCAGUGUGGCUCUGGACGCUCCUGCUCUGCCCCCUUCGUCUUUGGGAGGAAGGGGCUACAUGACCCCCUCCAUCACCUCCUCCACCUUAGCUUCUCCUUCACCUCCCAGUUCAGGACACUCCACCCCUCGCUUGCCCCACUCCCCUGCGCGGGAGAAUGAACGACAGAACAGCAAAGAGGGAGAGGAAUGCAGAGCUCUGGCCCUGAUAGACUCCACCCCUCCAGCUGUGCCUCGAGCUCUGAGACUGGACAGAAUGACACACACUCAUCCGGGCGCUGGCCUCGAUGACCACCGAGAGUUUCGCAGCCUCUCUGCUGAUGGAACAACAACUGCAAGUCAAGAUUCCCUUCACAAAGCCAGCAAAAAGAAAAGCAUUAAGUCAUCUAUCGGACGUCUUUUUGGGAAAAAGGAAAAAGGGAGAAUGGGGGCCCCUGGACGAGAAUCUGCCUCACUAGCAUCUACUCCAUCGGACGACUUAGGAUCAGCAGACCCCCUGGGCUUAGCCAAACUAGGGACAGGGACUGUGGAAAAAGAUCGCAGAAGCAAAAAGAAGCACGACCUGCUGGAGGAGGCCUGUCGUCAGGGUCUGCCUUUCGCCUCAUGGGACGGUCCCACUGUUGUGACAUGGCUCGAGCUUUGGGUCGGGAUGCCAGCUUGGUAUGUGGCUGCAUGUCGCGCCAACGUGAAGAGUGGCGCCAUCAUGGCUAACCUUUCAGACACCGAGAUCCAGAGAGAGAUUGGCAUCAGUAACCCAUUGCACAGACUCAAACUGCGUCUGGCCAUCCAGGAAAUGGUGUCCCUCACCAGCCCCUCUGCUCCGGCAAGCACACGCUCUUCUACAAGUAAUAUUUGGAUGACACAUGCUGAGAUGGAGUCUCUUGCAGCUGCCACCAAACCAGAGCAGAAGGAGUUCAGCUGGGAUCAGAUCCUGGCCUAUGGAGAUAUGAACCAUGAAUGGGUUGGGAAUGAAUGGCUUCCCAGUCUGGGUCUCCCACAAUAUCGCUCCUACUUCAUGGAGUCUCUAGUGGACGCUCGCAUGCUCGAUCACCUCACCAAGAAAGAACUGAGAGGACAACUGAAAAUGGUGGACAGUUUCCAUCGGGUCAGUCUGCACUACGGCAUCAUGUGUUUGAAACGUUUAAACUACGACAGAAAGGAGUUGGAGAGAAGGCGAGACGAGAGCCAGCAUCAGAACCAAGAUGUGAUGGUGUGGUCCAACGAGCGGGUCAUGUGCUGGGUCCAGGCGAUCGGUCUGAAGGAGUUCGCCGACAACCUGUUAGAGAGCGGGGUCCACGGCUCGCUGCUGGCCCUGGACGACACUUUCGACUACACUGAUUUGGCACUUUUACUGCAGAUACCAAAUCAAAACACACAGGCGAGGCAACUUCUGGAAAAGGAGUACAACGCGCUCAUCUCCAUGGGAACGGAGAGACGGCCAGACGAGGACGGCACAAAAACGUUCACUCGCUCUCCGUCCUGGAGGAAGAUGUUCAGAGAGAAGGACCUUCGUGGAGUGACCGCAGACUCCGCUGAGACAUUACCUGCCAACUUCCGUGCCUCGGCCAUCGCUACUCCGUCAGUCACGCUGCGGAAGGUCCAGAGUGAAGCUAAUUCUGCACAGCAGAAUCAUAUUCCCUAA
Molecule: messenger RNA, 3681 nt
Organism: Knipowitschia caucasica
Lineage: Eukaryota; Metazoa; Chordata; Actinopteri; Gobiiformes; Gobiidae
Source: the annotation of a GenBank genome assembly